UGUAAAGUGUCGUUUAUUUCACGCUGAAACAAGCCAACUCCCUGUUCAAAUAAAGUGGAUCACUAUCCCGCUAAUAGUCUCGGGUUGAAAUACGACAGGUGCUCGACAUAGGGCGGAGUAAAAGGCGUUCCCAGGAAAUUGGGUCUUUAUAAAAAGCAACCUGACGUUCCGAAUCAGCGAGGUGGCUUGACAAGUUUACUGCUGAAACUUUUCUUCGCUAAAGAAAUAACACUCGGCCGCAACAUGGGCACGUUUAUUGGUCACAUCUCACCCGGACUGGCGUUCUUUUCCUUCGGUAUGCUCUACGCCUUUAAGUUUUCUCUGAUGGUGCUCAGGGGUGAGAAGAUCCCAGCGGUAUCUCCUCCGCGGACGCCUGGAUUCAGGAGCUGUCUGAAACGGAUUCCUGUUGAGGGAGUGAUGAAGAUUGUGUACGGUACGUUGGCUGUCAUGGCAGAGUUCUUUUAUCCUCCCGGAGUCUAUAAAAUGAUCCUUUACAACAAACAGAAGCCAGAUUACCCAUUCGUCCACCCUAACGAAUGGCAACAUGCUACUAUGUACGCCUAUUUUGCUCUCAGUGGCUGGGUGGACAUCAUUAGCCAGGCUUGCCUGCCAAGACGCUUGUUCCUAUUUGAAAGCAUCGCCAUCGCAAUUCCAUUUUAUAUGGAAGCCUUGCUACUUUACAACCACAUGCACGGCAAGGAACUGGUGGAAAAUUCAGUGCAUUCGCUGCUGCUUCUCGCCUGCUUCUUCGUUUGCCUCGUCCUCACUGUAGAACUGUGGAGACCGAAUGACCCUAUUCUGUGGUUCACCAAGACAUGCCUGGUGAUGACUCAGGGAACUUGGCUCCUGCACGCCGCUUUCAUUCUUUACAAACCAUUCACAGGUAAACCCUGGAAGUCCAACGAUAUGGCCAAUCUGAUGUUCGUCACUAAUUUCUUCUGCUGGCAUAUUGCACUGAACAUACUUCUCCUCCUUAUUUUCUUCUUGCUCACUUCAUGCUGGAUCAGCCGGUGCACUCGCCAUGGUAGAAACUCAUCUUUCCAGUGGACCAAAGAAAUGUUCGUCUUUAAUCUGACAAAGGCUGAUGGUGCAGUUUCCCGAGCAGAAUAUAAUAAACUGCGGGCAGCCGAGGAGGAAACGCACUUGCUCCAAGAAUGUGACCCUUAAAUCCCGCAGGAAUAAACUCAUCUGCUGGGUGGAGUAGGGGUGUUUUGAUGCAACGAGGUCAGAGCGGAUCUGCCUCCCGUUUUCCAGAUGUCCUCCCUUUAAGUUAAAAUUCACCUCCUACUCUGUA
Messenger RNA from Hypanus sabinus (Atlantic stingray), 1294 nucleotides. Its product is annotated as transmembrane epididymal protein 1-like. The coding region runs from base 244 to 1167 and encodes 307 amino acids. The transcript has a single exon. Lineage: Eukaryota; Metazoa; Chordata; Chondrichthyes; Myliobatiformes; Dasyatidae. The record is from RefSeq and is a predicted model, not a curated record.